UGUUUAAAAUGUACAAAUGUGAGAACUUACCGAUUUCUGACGAGCAAGUCCGCGUCUCCGGGUGUAGGAACCGGAACAGUUUGCACCGACGCCGCCUCUCUAAAAUUGGGACUCAGCUUGUUUACAACCACCUUUUUCAUGCUGCUUGGUAUGGAGGAUCCUUUAAAAUCAAUGAAGUGCGCCGAGUAGGACAUGUCGAUGAUAGGGCGCUUCGGAACCGGAAGAAGUCCACAAAGUGAAUCGGUGCCUCUCCGUCUGGAACCGAGGGAAAACAACACCGCGCUCCUGGCGUUUCUUGCCCACAUUGGACCGGACAUUGCCCCCCGAAAUGUGACAAAGUUCACGGCCAACUUGACGUGCUGUUAGCUUGCUAGAGGCUCGUCCUCUCCGGGCUUACAUCAUACAGGCCGCGGUCGUGUUCAAACAAGCCAAUUAUUGUUUUCUGCUUCGGAUCGAAAAUAAACGUGCUAAUACCGAUGGUUUGUAAACGAGUCCACGGUGCAGUGGAGAUGGAGUUAAACCCUAAACGUUUGGUGGUGGUGAAGCCGCGGAGUAGAGCACAUCAGCGCCACUGACUCGCUCGUCGUCGGUGUAGUCCUGUAAAGUCCCUCCCCCUUCCUCUUCUUCCCGGACACAACAUUCACUUCCUAGUAAGGUGAAACAAACCACCUCCUCUCCCAAAAAAACAACAACAACGGGACUACCGUGCUUAAUAAUAUAACACAAUAAAGAAAACAACGUGUUUAAGUGACGUCUUGGAAGAGUUAUGGGGCGUUCGCGGACCCAUGUACCUGUAACCUUAGCUUGUAUCGGUAAUUGAAUGAGCAGCUGUUAGCAUGUUAGAUUCACCCAACAUAUAAAUAUAUGUGUUUUUAUUCACAUAGUAAUAUUGCAUGUGUAAUACAAUGAACUCGGGCUUGGUCGCCGUUUUACUUUUCUGUUGUUUUCACGAAUAUGACGCGACUAUUUGAAUAUGGUUGUGGUUGCUGUGCUGGCUUUUAAUGGCUACAAGAGGAUGUGCUGUGCUGCUAUUGUCGGGGUUGAUUUUUUUGCAGCAGGGAGAGAGAGAGAGGAGAGUGUUGGUUGGGUAAGGGGACAAGACAAUUAAAAAGAUUGACAGGUAGCCUCCUCUGUCAGGGCUGACGCUUGUGGAGAAGGGGAGGAGUAAAAAAUGUAGCAGGAAAAGCCACUCGAUGCGUCUGUCUAUCAGUUGAGACGGUCUGAAACAGCUUCUGGAUCCAUUGCGUUUCCAUUUUGACUUAUUUUUUUUUUAGGAAGGGGGUUCGAGCUCGGAUGUGUCCCCCCCUCCCUCCUUCCUUUUAAGAGACAAACGUGUUAGUAGUCCAUGUCGCCAAAGCUUUGGAUGCGUCUCAAGUGUUCCUUCUCACCGCAUCAAACAGACUCCGUUCUCAAGAUGCAGUGAUAUAAUCAUUCGUGCGGUUCCUUGAGCGUAGGUUGCUGACUCUUAUGGGGGGGCGAAACGGACUCGCUUCUUAUCAAAUUGGACUUAUUUGUUUUGCGUGUAGUUAUUUUUGAGUUUUGUUGCGCGUCAAAAGCGCAGAAAACUAUCGCCCCUCAACAACUCCAAAGAUUUUUUUUUUUAAAUUCGAGCGGAAGUGAAGGGAAAACUUUGCCUUUUGAACUGUUUGUUCUUCUUUCCACGGGGGGAAAAAUGAAGGAAGAUGAUAUUUGAUGGACAUGAAGGUCCUCCGAGCUGCUCCAAUCCCUUCGUAAUUUUUCAGCUCCACGUCGCUGGAGCCGAUCCAGCUAUUAAGUCUAAAAAUAUCAACCAGUGUGAAGACAAGACUGACAUUUUCAGCUCUGAGAUCAAAACGUGCUCCCCCCCCCGUAAAGGGAUGAUUUUUCACCACUGACAGACUUCCAGUUCGUUGUAAUUCCUGCAUGAGAAGCACCGUGGAGGCUGACGGUCACUAUGCCGAGGAGAAAGCAGCAAGAGCCGCGGCGAUCAGCAGCGUACAUGCCCGAAGAUGAACUGAAGGCACCCACUCACGAUGACGAAGAGCACCUUCAGGAUGACGGCCUCUCAUUAGAUGGUCAGGACACUGAGUUUCUGUGCAAUGAGGAAGAGGAAGACGUAGAAGGAGGGCAGCCGCCCAGCUACAGAGACUCGCCACUCAGCAACGGCACCAAUCCUGAUGCCGGAUACGGGUCCCCGCUUAGUGAUGCCAGUGACCGACUUACAGACUUCAAAAGCACCUCCUCUCGGGAAGGUCAAGAGAAGGAGGGUGCAACGUUGCCCUUCUCGCCCAGCAACGGCCUCUCUUUCCAGGACAGCCUGGCACAGAUGAAAGCCGUCUAUGCAAACCUCAUUUCAGAUGCCUCUUGGUCCAGCAUUACAAUGGACAUCAUGAAAUCCAAGUCUGCUGCAGUCGGCAGUGUCAGCAGCGUCCUCGCCAAUUCAGAAGCUGCCUCUACUGCCCCGGUGUCCGCAAACGCGACAACACCUCCGAGUAAGAGCAACGGGAUCAACAUAGUCAACAGUCACCACAACGGCAGGAGUUCCAGCGCCACUGUCAGCCACACCGGCACCACAACUGUUAACACUAAUAGCACAGCGGCUAGCUCGGUUAGCAGCCACAGUGCAACCAGUAGCAACGGGAGCAACGGCGGAGCGGCCAAUAACGGCAGCGGCGUGGCCUACGACUGGCACCAGGCGGCGCUUGCAAAAACUCUCCAGCAGACCCCCUACCACCUUCUACCAGAGCCUAGCCUUUUCAGCACCGUGCAGCUCUACCGCCAAAACAAUAAGCUGUAUGGCUCCGUCUUCACCGGUGCAAGCAAAUUCCGCUGUAAAGACUGCAGUGCUGCAUACGACACGUUAGUGGGGCUGACGGUCCACAUGAACGAGACCGGCCACUAUCGGGACGACAACAAAGACAAAGACGAGGAUCACGGAAAGCGCUGGUCCAAACCGCGCAAGCGCUCCCUGAUGGAGAUGGAAGGGAAAGAGGAUGCUCAGAAGGUGCUGAAGUGUAUGUACUGCGGCCACUCAUUCGAAUCACUGCAAGAUCUCAGCGUUCAUAUGAUCAAGACCAAGCAUUACCAGAAAGUGCCUCUCAAAGAACCAGUGCCAGCCUUGGCCACCAAGCUCGUACCCGCAUCCGCUAAAAAACGAGCGAUCCAAGAUGCUAUCAUUUCGCCGUGCUCCCCGGACUCCAUCCACGCUGGCGGUACUGGUGGAAAUGUGUCACUCGGCGAUGUCAGCAAAGACGCAAAAGCAGCGGCUAACCCUUACGUCACGGCAAACAACCGCUACGGCUACCAGAAUGGCGCCAGCUACACGUGGCAGUUUGAAGCCCGUAAAGCUCAAAUCCUCAAAUGUAUGGAGUGCGGUAGCUCUCACGAUACGCUGCAACAGCUCACCGCUCACAUGAUGGUCACCGGUCACUUUUUGAAGGUCACUAAUUCCGCAUCCAAGAAAGGGAAACAACUGGUGUUCGAUCCCGUCGUGGAAGAAAAGAUCCAGUCCAUUCCGCUACCGCCAACCACCACUAGGCUGCCCGUUCCUAAUAGCGUCAAGUCCCAGCCUGUGUCCCCUGCGCUCUCGUCCGGCUCUGAGGAAAAGCGGGAAGUGAGUGAGGAUGAGAAGGUGGAAAGCGGGGAGCCGGUGGAGAAAAAAAUCAAGGAGGAGAAAGAUGACACGGGUGAAAAAGUCGAAACUGACGCCACAUCAUAUAAAUAUCUUCGAGAGGAAGAUCUGGAAGAGACUCCGAAAGAAGGUCUAGAUAUACUCAAAUCCCUUGAAAACACAGUGUCGAGCGCCAUUAGCAAGGCUCAGACAGGCACUCCGACUUGGGGUGGGUAUCCUAGCAUCCAUGCGGCGUACCAGCUCCAAGGUGCUAUCAAGAGCUCCUCUGCCGUUCUGCCCCCCACCAUCCAGAGUGUCCAGAUGCAGCCGAUGUUCAACAGUGGCCUCCGAAGCCUUGUGAGUGACCCCAGUUCGGUCAUACACUCACCUCACAGCCCCUCUUCGCCGACUCCACUCAGGAGCAACGUCACCGCUAUGGAGGAACUGGUCGAGAAAGUGACCGGGAAAACCGCCACUGUAAAGAAAGAAAAGGAGGAGAAGGUGGUGAAUCUGGAGCGAAGCCGACCUCCAUCAUUGGUCAAAUCUCCUUCUCCUGCACUGAGAGAUCAAAGAGAACAAGUGGUCUCCCCGAAUGAAUUCACUAGCGGUAAACCAUCUGGUAUGAGGAGCACCAGCCCAGGAAGUGUUGAGUCAGAGUUCAUCUGCAAGAAGGAGCCUAAAGAAAGUCUUGUUGACGUCCAUAAUAGCAAUUCAAGAAACGGCCCCGAGGCGUGCCAGUCUCCGGUAACUAACGGCAACAGUCUUGGCAUCAUCACCGAUCACUCACCGGGAAGUCCUUUCAUCAACCCUCUCAGCGCACUCCAGUCAAUCAUGAACACACACUUGGGUAAGGCGUCAAAACCAGUAAGCCCAGCUGCAGAUCCGCUAUCCAUGCUGUAUAAAAUCAGCAACAGCAUGAUGGACAAGCCGGCCUUCAACCCGCCAUCUCAGGGCAAAACCGCCGAGCCCAGCAACCACUAUCCUCUGUAUGAAAACAAUGACCAACCCAUGGACUUGAGUAAACACAAGUCUACCGUUAAAAGUAACAGUCACAAUAACAACAGCGGUAGCGCGGUGAAAAAUAUUGUCAACGGUAACAAACCCCUAAUCGCUCUUGCUGACGCCGUUUCUUCCCCUCUGAGAGAGAACGCUCUAAUGGACAUCUCUGAUAUGGUCAAGAACCUCACUGGGAGACUUACUCCCAAAUCCUCAACGCCGUCUUCGAUCUCGGAGAAGUCAGAUGCGGACGGAAGCGCGUUUGAAGACGCUCUAGAGGACCUCUCGCCCGUGCAGAAGAGAAAAGGGAGGCAGUCCAACUGGAACCCCCAACACCUCCUCAUCCUGCAGGCGCAGUUUGCGUCCAGCUUGCGAGAGACCCCGGAAGGCCGCUACGCCAUGACUGACCUGGGCCCUCAGGAAAGGGUCCACAUCUGUAAAUUCACCGGCCUCUCAAUGACUACCAUAUCCCACUGGCUAGCUAACGUCAAGUACCAGCUGCGACGGACCGGGGGCACAAAGUUUCUCAAGAACAUGGACUCCUGCCAGCCUGUGUUCCUCUGCGGUGACUGUGCUUCCCAGUUCAGGACUCCCUCCUCCUACAUCAGCCACCUGGAGUCUCACCUGGGCUUCAGCUUGAAGGACCUGUCAAAACUGUCAGCCGAGCACCUACGGGAGCAGCAGGCUGCCUCAAAGGUGAUCACGGACAAAAUGACAUUUGGCAGUCCUCUGUCAGCCUUGACCACGCCGGAGGACGAUAUGGGCUCCGUGUACCAGUGCAGACUUUGCAAUCGGACAUUCGUUAGUAAACACGCAGUUAAACUGCACCUCAGUAAGACCCACGGAAAGUCUCCCGAGGACCACUUGGUGUUUGUCACAGCUUUGGAGAAACUGGAGAAACUAGACAAAAUGGAAGCAGUCUAAGGAGGGUCUCGGUGACGGACGGCUACGGAACUGACUAUAAUUUCAUUGCACUAAAAAACAACAUUGUUCACCAUUACUGCACUGGGCCGAACUGAGCCAACAGAAAAAACACACACGAAAAAAAAAAAAAACGAACUGGUAUUUUCUGUUGUGAUUAAUGCCUGACUGGACCAUGUUUGAUUUUCUUUGUUGUUUCUUUGUUUUGCCAAACCUUUUUUACACUUAUUUUGUAAUAUAUUUAUAUGCUAUUUGUCUGAUCUGUGCAUGUAUUUUAGUGACUCGAGGUUAAACAAAUGAUUUUAAUAUUCUCAUUGCAAAAAUACAACUACUGUGUCAAUGGUAAAAGUGAAAAUGCAUCGGAAGAAUGGAAAAUCUGUAUAAUACUUGAUAUGAAGAAGAGGAAAAUUAAAUGUAUACACCAAAAUAAUUGAAUAACCCCCCCGCCCACGAAAGACUGAAGUAGCACCUUAGAUAUUUGAAUUUUGCAUAUGUAAAAAGAACACGUCCUGCAUUUGAGAUUGAUACCUCCCCCUCAUCAUGUUGGGUUCCUUUUAUUGAAACGUUUUUGAAGAAGAAUGGCUUGCUCGUUAUAUAUAUAUAAAUAUAUUGAUAUAUAUAUAUAUAAAAGAUUAUAUGAACAUUUGGAACAACUGAAUUGCUGUUUCCAGUGAGUCAAAAGUGGCCAUUGUAUGCAAGUUUGCUCAAAGAAACUUUUGUUGUUGUGAAGUAUCACCUAUUGUCACAUUUCAUUUUGCUUAUGUUUUUUUUUAUUUUUAUUUUUUUUAAACCGGUGUUGCUUUCAGCUGUAAAGAGAAACAGUUGUAAAUGAUUACCAGUGAAACGUCAGUACUCCCAUAAGACAUAUCUCAUCAUUUGAAAUGACUCGGCAGUCUUUGUAUCUUAAGGUGUGUGCAUUCUCUAACUUUUAUAUUGUCAUUUUAUGUACUAAAAUGAUUAAAAACAAACAAAAAAAACAGAUUGUGUACAUAGAUAUAUGCUGUAGAGCUACAAAAAUGUCUUUUUUAAAGAAAAUGCAAAUUUAGCUUCUUUGGCUUGGUUUACAGAAAUAAUUUUAAUUAUACUUGCAUCCAAUUUGAUGCAUGGAAUGGUGUGGAAAAUAAGCGAUGCACAAUGACUGUACAUUUCAAUGUUGUAUCAACAAUAUUGUAAAAAAAAAAACGAAAAAAAAAACACAAGAAACAUUUUUAGCGCCGCUUAGAUUGUUUUUUUCCUUUCUCAAUUGUAAAAUAAACCCCAAAGCAGUUGUUAACGGUCA
Messenger RNA from Doryrhamphus excisus (bluestripe pipefish), 6785 nucleotides. RefSeq names its product teashirt zinc finger homeobox 1 (gene tshz1). Lineage: Eukaryota; Metazoa; Chordata; Actinopteri; Syngnathiformes; Syngnathidae. Gene Ontology annotation, cellular component: nucleus. The record is from RefSeq and is a predicted model, not a curated record. Gene Ontology annotation, molecular function: DNA-binding transcription factor activity, RNA polymerase II-specific; DNA binding. Gene Ontology annotation, biological process: regulation of transcription by RNA polymerase II.